AUGUCUUUUUCUUAAGAUGAUGAAUUACUAGAAUUAAAUUCAAGAUAUGACAAUAUCCAAAAACUUAAUCAAAAUAUUUUCAUUGAAAAUUAGAAAUUAUAACAUGAAAUCCAAAUAUUGAAAUAGGUAAAUCAUUUAAUCUAAUUCUAGUCUUUGAUUCAAUUUGAAACUGAAAACAAUGAUUUAAAUGAUUAAAUUGAAAAUCUCAAGAAUGAUUUAAGAACCUAAUUUACUAUUAGUUAGAAUUUAAGAUAAGAAAAUGAAUUCUUUGAAAAUUAAAUACAUGACUAUAAAAAAUAAAUUGAAUUUGCUGGAACAUAUUACAACUAGAUUGUUUAAGAAAAUGAUCUUUAGAUAUCUUAAAUUUAGUAAAAAGUUCAAUAAAAUGAUUAUCUUACUUAAGAGAAUCAUUUAUAUAAAGAUCAAAUCAUAUCCUUAUAAGAGGAUAAUGAUUAAUUAACUUAAGAAUUAAAUAACCUAUAGGAAUCAAUAAAUAAUCAUGAAAAUUUUAAUUAAGACAUCAAACAUUACUAAAAUUAAGAUUAAAACAAAAAUAUUAAUAAAAAAAACAGGAAGAAAAAUAAAGAAUUAGAGAGAUUAAUUAUUAAAAAAGAAUAAGAAAUAAGUCAAUUAUAUUCUACAAUAGAGGACUUAAAAAAUUAUAUUUAAUAAAUGAAAUAUCAAUCAGAAAAAAAUGAAUAAAAUCUUACUAAUUUAUAUAAUAGUUAUUAAUAAAUUGAAAUAGAAAGAAAUAAAUUAGUAUCUAAAAUCGAUUCAAUUUAGAAUUCUAAUGAUAGAUAUUCUAAUUAAUAAUAAUAAUAUUAAAACUCAGAGUAAAAUAAGAAUAAAGAAUGUUAAUAAUUAAAAAUAUAAUUAGAUUAAUUACAAAUGUAUAAUUAAAAAUAUUAAUAAUAAAUAUAAACUAUAAAUGACGAAUUUACUAUUAUUAUUUAAAAGCAUUCUGAUUUAUAAGAUUUGAAUAAUCAACAUUUGUAGGAAUUAUAAAUCUUAAAAAAUGAAUUAUUUGAAAAGGAAUAGUUUUUAGAAAAGAUAUAAUAAUAAUUACAAUAAAAAUAAUUAAAAGAAUAAUAGUUAUAACAAUAAACCAAAGAAAUUAAUUAAUAAUUAAAGGAAUUAUAAUAAAACAAGUCUGAUUAAUAGACUUUUAUUAUGUAAUUAUAAAAAGAAAAUCAAAUAUAUUCAACAAAAUUAAAUUAGUUAAAAGAUUAAUAAUCAAAAGAAUUUAAAGAUAAUAUAAUUUAAAUAGAUUAAUUAAAAAAAGAGAGAUAAAAUCUAAUAGAUCUUAUUAAAAUUAAAGAUGAAAAUUAAGUAGAAUUAGAGAUAGAAAAAAAGAAUUUAUAAAUUAUGUUAAAAUAAAUAUAAGAAAAAAGAAUUCAUUUAGAAUAGACAGAAUAGUAUAAUAAUAAUAUUUAAAUAAUUUAGAUCUUUUGUAGUAGUCACUUAAUAAUGUAUGUAAUUGUAAGAUUAGAAUAGAGAUCUAUUAAGGUAAGUUUCUAAUCUUGAAAAUGAUUUAUAAAAAAAUGAAGAAGAAUUGAGACAAUUAAACAGAAUUAAUAAAAAGUAUAAAUAUAUUGUAAUUUAAGUUCGUAAAAUUUUGAUAAAAGUACAUAAUAAAUGAUAUUUAAAGAUAGAGAAAUAAUACAUUUAUAAUAAGUAGUAGAAAGAUUAGAAGGAAUGAAUAGAUAAUUAUAAUAAGAAUGUGAUAGACUUGUUGCAAAAAUUUAAUUAACUUCACAUGAAAAUACUUUAUUAAGUAGAACAAAUAGAGAAUUUGGUUAGAUGGGAAAAUUAUUAAUUGAAGGAUAAUAAAUUAAGGAGAUGUUAGAAAAGAAAAAAUAUGAAAAACCAUCCACAUUAAUAAAUAGUAAAGCUCCUUAAGUGAUAUAAUAAUUGUAGUAAUAUAAUAGAAGGCCAUCUUUAAAAAAGUCUUGA
Molecule: messenger RNA, 1953 nt
Organism: Paramecium pentaurelia
Lineage: Eukaryota; Ciliophora; Oligohymenophorea; Peniculida; Parameciidae
Source: the annotation of a GenBank genome assembly